Messenger RNA from Suncus etruscus (white-toothed pygmy shrew), 3664 nucleotides. It is a transcript of the gene CDH24, whose product is annotated as cadherin 24. The transcript has 11 exons. Gene Ontology annotation, molecular function: calcium ion binding; cadherin binding. The record is from RefSeq and is a predicted model, not a curated record. Bases 391 to 2922 code for a protein of 843 amino acids. Gene Ontology annotation, cellular component: plasma membrane; adherens junction; catenin complex. NCBI's taxonomy places the organism in Eukaryota, Metazoa, Chordata, Mammalia, Eulipotyphla, Soricidae. Gene Ontology annotation, biological process: homophilic cell-cell adhesion; multicellular organism development; calcium-dependent cell-cell adhesion.
CUCAUAGUUGACUGGCUGGAGAUUUAUCAGGCUGGAGGGCUGGAGAUGAAUACAGGCCGAGUCUAGAGGGUUGGGGGCUAGGAUCUUCUUUGACUUAGUCUGGCUUCUGAGCAAUGGGGUAUCUAGUUUCUGAAGGGUUAAUCUUCAGCAGCUCUCCCUUUAGCUGGUGUGUGUAUAUGUGACUGUGUGUGGGUAUACGUGUGUGUGUGUGUGUGUGUGUGUGUGUGUGUGUGUGUGUGUGUGUGUAUGUGGUUUCCUGGCCCCUAAACACCCACCUGUCCUGCAGGUAAGGCUCCAUGGGGUAGCCUGGAUGCAUCAACCCCUCCGCCCCAGCCUGCCCAUGCCUCAGUGUCUGGGCACAGCGAACAGAGCCCUGGCUGGAGCCCAAACAUGUGGGGCCUGGUGAGGCUCCUGUUGGCCUGGCUGGGUGGCUGGGGCUGCAUGGGGCGCCUGGCAGCCCCUGCCCAAGCAUGGGCAGGAUCCAGGGGCUCCCCAGGACCAGCACUGCCACGGACCCGAAGGAGCUGGGUGUGGAAUCAGUUCUUUGUCAUUGAGGAGUAUGCCGGCCCAGAGCCUGUCCUUAUUGGCAAGCUACACUCAGACGUGGACCGGGGCGAGGGCCGCACCAAGUACCUGCUGACCGGGGAAGGGGCAGGCACUGUGUUUGUGAUCGACGAGGCCACUGGCAACAUUCAUGUCACCAAGAGCCUGGACCGAGAGGAGAAGGCCCAGUAUGUGCUUCUGGCCCAAGCUGUGGACCGAACUUCCAACCGUCCCCUGGAGCCCCCCUCCGAGUUCAUCAUCAAGGUGCAAGACAUCAAUGACAACCCGCCCAUCUUCCCCCUGGGACCCUACCAUGCCACCGUGCCCGAGAUGUCCAAUGUGGGAACAUCAGUGAUCCAGGUUACCGCUCAUGAUGCUGAUGACCCCAGCUAUGGGAACAGUGCCAAGCUGGUAUACACAGUGCUGGACGGGCUGCCUUUCUUCUCAGUGGACCCCCAGACAGGAGUGGUGCGGACGGCCAUCCCCAACAUGGACCGGGAGACGCAGGAAGAGUUCUUGGUGGUGAUUCAAGCCAAGGACAUGGGCGGCCACAUGGGGGGGCUGUCGGGCAGCACUACGGUGACCGUCACUCUCAGCGAUGUCAACGACAACCCCCCCAAGUUUCCUCAGAGCCUCUAUCAGUUCUCUGUGGUGGAGACAGCUGGGCCAGGCACCCUUGUAGGCCGGUUGCGGGCCCAGGACCCGGACCUGGGGGACAACGCCCUCAUGGCCUACAGCAUCCUGGACGGGGAGGGCUCUGAGGCCUUCAGCAUCAGCACAGAUUCUCAGGGCCGGGAUGGGCUGCUCACUGUGCGCAAGCCCCUAGACUUCGAGAGCCGUCGUUCUUACUCCUUCCGAGUGGAGGCCACCAACACACUCAUUGACCCAGCCUAUUUGCGGCGAGGCCCCUUCAAGGAUGUAGCCUCAGUGCGCGUUACUGUGCAGGAUGCACCCGAGCCACCUGCCUUCACUCAGGCUGCCUACCACCUGGCAGUGCCUGAGAACCAGGCUCCUGGGACCCUGGUGGGUCUGGUCUCAGCUGCAGAUCUGGACUCCCCGGCCAGCCCAAUCAGGUAUUCCAUCCUCCCCCACUCGGACCCAGAGCGCUGCUUCUCCAUAGAGCCUGAUGAUGGCACCAUCCGCACCGCAGUGCCCCUGGACCGUGAAACUCGGGUCUGGCACAACCUCACAGUGCUGGCCACAGAGCUCGAUAGCUCUGCCCAGGCCUCCCGCGUGGAAGUGACCAUACAGACCCUGGAUGAGAAUGACAAUGCCCCCCAACUCGCUGAGCCCUACGAUACCUUUGUGUGUGACUCUGCAGCCCCAGGCCAGCUCAUCCAGGUCAUCCGGGCCCUGGACAGAGACGAAGUUGGCAAUAGUAGCCGAGUGUCCCUGCAAGGUCCCCUGGGGCCUGACGCCAACUUCACCGUCCGGGACAACAGAGGUGGGUGCCCCCUGCGGCCGUGCUCUUGCCUGCUCCCCCUCCUCCCUUUUUCCUCCACCCCUGCCCACCUCUGCGGUCUCCACAGAAGCCUGGAAGGUAAAUGUGGAAUCAACAUGUUGAUGCUAUCCUUCAGGGCAGGAUGGUUUCUUAAGCAGUGCCUGUUCCCCUCUUCCCCUCCGUCAGAUGGUUCUGCCAGCCUGCUGCUGCCCCUCCGGCCUGCUCCCCCCCGCCAGCUCCCCUACCUGGUCCCUGUGGAGCUGUGGGACUGGGGGCAGCCCGCCCUGAGCAGCACAGCCACCGUGACGGUCAGUGUGUGCCGCUGCCGGCCUGACGGCUCUGUGGCCUCUUGCCGGCCUGAGGCUCAGCUCUCGCCUGCAGGGCUCAGCACUGGGGCCCUGCUGGCCAUCAUCACCUGCAUAGGCACCUUGCUUGCGCUCGUGGUGCUCUUCGUGGCCCUGCGGCGGCAGAAGCAGGAGGCGCUGAUGGUGCUGGAGGAGGAGGACGUGCGCGAGAACAUCAUCACCUACGACGACGAGGGCGGCGGCGAGGAGGACACGGAGGCCUUCGACAUCAGCGCGCUGCAGAACCCCGACGGCGCGGCCCCGGUGCCCGGCCCGCCCGCGCGCCGCGACGUGCUGCCCCGGGCCCGGGCCCCGCGCCAGCCCCGGCCGCCCGGCCCGGCCGACGUGGCGCAGCUGCUGGCGCUGCGGCUGCGGGAGGCGGACGAGGACCCCGGCGUGCCGCCCUACGACUCGGUGCAGGUCUACGGCUACGAGGGCCGCGGCUCCUCCUGCGGCUCGCUCAGCUCCCUGGGCUCCGGCAGCGGCAGCGAGGCCGGCGGCGUGCCCGGGCCCGCAGAGCCGCUCGACGACUGGGGGCCCCUGUUCCGCACCCUGGCCGAGCUGUACGGGGCCAAGGAGCCCCCAGGCCCUUGAGAGCCCCGGCUGGGCCCGCGCAGGCCCUCCGAGAGAGAGCGAGCCCGGGUGCGGCAGGAUGCAGCAGUCCCGGGCCGGCCCUUCCACUCCUUCCCCUUCCAGUGUCUGCAGCUGCUCCAGGGGGAACCUUCUGGUCCUCCCCUCUCCUGUGUCUCCUCCAGAGCGUCCCCCCCGCUGCGUGUCUCUCCAGGGACUGUCUCUGUGUGUGUGUGUGUGUGUGUGUGACUCCGAUUCAGAACCUCUGUCCUCGCACUGUGAUCCCACUUUCUCCGUGACCGUUCUGUCCUGUCUGCCCUCGGCUGGGAAGCUCACUCCUAGGCCUAUGUCUGUCUGCCGCCCACAUCUGGCCCCCAUCGUCACCGGGUCCCUGGGACUAGCUUUUGGUUUGUUUCGUUCUGUUGUCCAUCCCCAAAGCAAGAAAAAUCUUCCAGCCACUGCUGCCCACCCUCCUGCAGGGGAAAUUCUCCCCCAGACCUGCCCGCAUGGUCCCAUCCAUCACUCAUGGACUCAUCCUGACUCCACUGGCCUCCAGCGCAGAGAGGGAGCUGCUCACUUCCCAGGGCCCGACCUCCAGCCCCCAGCCCACUCUCUGGGGCUCUCCAGGCAUUGUGCUGUUCUAUGUACCUCCCAGGCUCCUGGAGGGGAGGGGCAGGAAAUGGGGAGGCAGCAGGGGAAGGGGACAAAGGGAGGAAGGGGAGGGACCCCCAUCUCUAAUUUCAUAAUAAACACUUAUUUUGUAAAA